Messenger RNA from Aspergillus homomorphus CBS 101889, 2939 nucleotides. RefSeq names its product GPI ethanolamine phosphate transferase 3. Gene Ontology annotation, cellular component: endoplasmic reticulum membrane. Gene Ontology annotation, biological process: GPI anchor biosynthetic process. The transcript has 2 exons. Lineage: Eukaryota; Fungi; Ascomycota; Eurotiomycetes; Eurotiales; Aspergillaceae. Gene Ontology annotation, molecular function: mannose-ethanolamine phosphotransferase activity. The coding region runs from base 66 to 2894 and encodes 942 amino acids. The record is from RefSeq and is a predicted model, not a curated record.
CAAGCCUGGAGAUACUCCUAGACCUACGCGAUCAAGCUCGUUAUUGUCGAGCGCCGCAGUAUGUGAUGGCGACAACAAAGUUCUCGCUCUUUUUUCUCUGGCUUGGUCUGGUCCAUCUCACUGGUCUCUACUUUUUCACCCAAGGCUUUCUUCUGACUCGCCAGAUCCUCGAGUCGAGGAGCACCUGCGACGAACCCCCGCGAGAGAUCUGGGCCAGCACCGCACCUCACGCAGAUGAUGGAUGCUGCUGGCUCCGGCCCACCUUCAAGAAAGCCAUCAUCCUGAUUAUCGACGCCCUCCGCUACGACUUCACCACCCCUAUUCCUCCCUCCCAAGCAGACAAGCCAUACCACAAUGCCCUCACCGUCCUGCACACCCUCGCACACGAGCGACCCCGCAACGCCCUCCUCCUUCCCUUCCUCGCCGACCCCCCGACCACGACCCUCCAACGCCUCAAGGCUCUCACCACCGGCACGCUCCCAACCUUCAUCGAGGCCGGCUCCAACUUCGCCGGCUCCGCCCUCACCGAAGACAACCUCAUCGACCAGCUGCUCCUCUCCUGCCCCGCCCCGUCCUUGAAAGCCAGUUCCAAUCCCAGCGCCAACUCCAGCUUCCCCCACCCCCCACCACAACGCCGCCUCGUCCACCUGGGCGACGACACCUGGCUCAAACUCUAUCCAGCCCACUUCCUCCCGCACCUCUCCCAUCCGUUCUCCUCCUUCGUCGUCGAAGACCUCCACACCGUCGACACAGGCGUCACCACCCACCUCCUCCCCCUCCUGCGCAAUGACACCCUCCAGCACGAAUGGGACGUGAUCGUCGGCCAUUUCCUGGGCGUGGACCACGUCGGCCACCGCUUCGGCGCCGCGCAUCCGCUCAUGCGGGCCAAGCUACGGCAGAUCGAUGCCGUCGUGCGCGAGGUGGUCGCUGCCCUCGAUGAGGAUACCGUGCUGGUCGUCAUGGGCGACCAUGGCAUGGAUGAGCAUGGGAAUCAUGGUGGGGAGACGCUGGAGGAGGUUCUAGCUGCCUUGUGGUUGUAUUCGCCGCGGGAGUUUGUCGGGGGGAGAGAUGCUGGGACUGCUGAUGUUGGGAAUGUUGAUUGGGAGUGGGAGAGGGGUGGGAAAGAGGACCUGCUGAGUGCGGCAGUGCCGCAGGUUGAUAUCGUUUCGACGCUGGCGCUACUGCUCGGCGUGCCCAUCCCGUUCAAUAAUCUGGGUAGGCCGAUCGAGGAGGUCUUUGCGUUUAGUACCGAUGGUAUGGAGACAAUCGAUUGGGGGAGGUUGGUGCGGGUGAAUGCUUUGGCUGCGGCGCAGAUGGAGCGGUUUCAUGCGGAGUAUACUAGGUUGUAUGGGGGUAUGAAGGGUGGUAUUGAGGUUUGGAUUGCAGAUUUUGUGCAGAGUGAGGUGGAUUUUGGGGAUGAUGAUUCGUUGAGGCGCGCUUAUGCGGGUUUAAGGGAGUAUCAGGCGGAGUUGUUGACGGGGUAUCGACGGGUUUGGGCGCAGUUUAAUGUCUUGUAUAUGGUUGAGGGGGUUAUGGUGCUCUUGUUGAGUGUUCUUGCGAUGGUCUGCGCGCUUAUUGAUGGGUCUUGCUUCGAGGGGCCGUGGUUUAUAUCCAGGGCGGCGGUGGCAGGUGGUUUGAUGGGUGUUGAGGUCGCUGGUGCUCAUGUUGUCUAUGCGGACUCUGCAUAUCGCUUGGUGGAGAGCCUGGUGCUGGGCACUGUGAUAGCCAGUUUGACAAGCGUGAUCGCUAGGGUUCAUUGUGGUGCUGUGCGACGCUGCUGGCAGUCCGGGUUCAGCAUUGCCAAUUGGCAGGCCAUCUUGUUUCCUCUUGCUCUUUCGCUGGGCUUCGCGUCAAACUCCUACACCAUCUGGGAAGAUGAGAUCCUGUUGUUCUUUCUCUCCAGCUUCGGGCUCUGCAUGCUCGUCUCGUCCACCCACAAGAUAUCUCCCGUUUUGUUCCUGCUACUGACGCGCCUCGCCUCCUUUAGUCGACUGUGUCGUGAAGAACAACUCCCGACUUGCCAGACCACCUUCUACCGACUCGAGAACUACCUCCCCUGGCGCGUCGUCGCGCCAUUCCUGACUGCUGUUCUGAUACUGUCUACGUUGCAAGCCGUUAGCCUACGGUCUAUACAAGCAUGGUUCACGCUCUGUAUCCCCGCUGCGCUCGUCCUCAACGCUCUUUUCUGGACACUCGAAACAGCCACCGAGCAGAACUGGCUCGCAAGCAUCGCCACAGACGACACCUCCAAGACUCUCCGUGUGAUCAUCGCUCGAAUCGUGCUGUCUAUCAGUCUCUCCGGACUCGGCUCUGCCUUUCUGUCUUCGAAGCGUUUCCUCAACGACAAACCAGACAUCCUCACCACUGCUGUGCUCCUGGUCUGUAUCCUGGUGAGUCCCCCAACCAGCGGCCUCUUACUCGCAGCCCUCUACUCCCAGCUUCUCCUCCUCCCCUACAGUACUACAACCCACAGAAGCGGUCCAAUCGUCACCGCCCUCCUAGGAACCUUCUACUUCUUCACCACCGGCCACAACGCCACCUUUGCCUCAAUCCGGUGGAAAGCCGCGCACAUCGGAUUCCGCGACGUGGUCUACCCAUGGUCGCCACUGCUGGUGGGGAUAAACACAUUUGCUGGGCCCAUUCUCGCUGCGUGUGCCGUCCCUUUAUUCUACCGGGUUUCUACACCACGGGAGAGGAGACUGGAGGUCCAAGCCCAGAUGAUCCUCGCGCAUAGCACCGUGUACGCCCUCUGGGCCGUCUCCACGGCGGUGUGGGCGUGCAUCCUCCGCCGCCAUUUGAUGCUAUUCGCCAUCUUCUGUCCGCGGUUCCUGAUGGCGGCGGUGGUGUUGGGAGUGGUGGAUGUGGUUGGUUUGGUCAAUGUGCUUGUAAUGUAGAUAUGCCCUGGGCUAUUUGUAUAUACUGCACCUAGAUUGUAAGGG